CCUGAGCUUACUGCCUCCCUGUCCAGCAACAGUACUUUAAUGGUUGGAACUGCCCGCCCCAACCUACAUUACUGCCCUCGCAGACACAGCCUGAUGAUCACCGGUGCCAUGGGAGCGGUGCGAGUCAACAGAUACAGCAUCGUUUCCACUGAUGAAGAUGCCCUGAAGAUCUCCAGCCUGGGCCUCUACAAUGGCCACAGUCCUCUGACUCAGCAGACAUUAUCAGGGGCCUGUAUGCGGGGCGAAGAAGGUGGAGAGUGUCCAGGAAGUGAUGAGGGAAGAGGGGCUUUGUCCUUGAGAGUGACAAAUGAGCCAAUAGGCCACAACAGCUGCCGCGCUUCACCCUCGUGUCGCCUGGGCCUGGAUGUGGGCACUGGCCGCCUACGCAGCCGCUUUGUGAAGAAGAACGGUCAGUGCAAUGUAGUGUUCAACAACAUGGAGGAUAAGCCACGACGAUACUUGGCUGAUAUUUUCACCACCUGUGUGGACAUACGCUGGCGCUACCUGCUGCUCAUUUUCACCACCACCUUCCUUCUGUCUUGGCUGCUGUUCGGCCUGGUCUUCUGGGGUGUGGCACUCGCUCAUGGAGACUUUAACCUUCGUAUCCCUGUGAAGGAAGGAGAUCCUCGAAGCAACAUAGAGGAAGGAAAAGACGAAUGGCGGCCAUGUAUUCUCCACAUCCAGGGUUUUAUUGGGGCGUUCCUCUUCUCCAUAGAGACCCAGACCACCAUUGGAUAUGGUUUCCGGUGUGUCACAGAAGAGUGCCCAGUUGCUGUGGUGACCGUGGUGGUCCAGUCCAUCGUGGGCUGCAUUAUUGACUCCUUCAUGAUCGGCACCAUCAUGGCAAAGAUGGUGCGGCCUAAGAAGCGGGCGCAAACCUUGCUGUUCUCCCAUCAUGCCGUCAUCGCUCUGCGGGAUGGUAAGCUGUGCCUCAUGUGGCGCAUGGGGAACAUGCGUAAGAGCCACAUUGUUGAAGCACAUGUACGUGCUCAGCUCAUUAAGCCACAUGUGACGGCGGAGGGCGAGUACCUCCCAUUGGAGCAAACAGACAUUGAUGUCGGCUAUGAUGACGGACUGGAUCGGCUGUUUCUUGUGUCACCGCUGGUGGUGGUUCACGAGAUCAACAAGAACAGUCCUCUGUAUAAGAUGAGCCGCAAUGACCUGCAGAAGGAAGACUUUGAAAUUGUGGUCAUCCUGGAGGGGAUGGUGGAGGCCACAGCCAUGACCACUCAGGCCCGUAGCUCCUACUUGUCCAAGGAGAUCAUGUGGGGCCACCGAUUUGAGCCUGUGGUCUUUGAGAAGGGUGACCGCUACCACGUGGACUAUUCCCGCUUCCAUAAGACCUACGAAGUACCAUCUACGCCUCACUGCAGUGCCAAGGAACUGAGCCAGAUGACGGGUCGUGGCGGGCAGUCCUCAUCCUCCAGCUCGAGUUACUCCCAGUCUCCAUCACCAUUUGCCCCGAGGGCAGCCCAUCACCUACUUGGCCCUCACUCCCCCAGCGCUUUCUGCUACGAGAAUGAGGUAGCUUUGUGUUGUGGGGACGAUGAGGAUGAGGAGCAUGUGAAAGGAGACAGCCUAAAUGUAAGAAGUGAGAGAGAGGUAAAGAUGAGAGAUGACAUUCACUUGGGUUUCAAAGAGACAUUUGUGGAGGACCAGACGGUGGAGAUGCUGUGUGUUCUGGACUCAGAGAAUCAGAUCAGCCUUGACAGACUACAGCCCACCCUACCUUUGUACAUCAGCAGAGAGUCAGGAGUUUAAUCGUUCAUAAGGGCUGCGCUUUAAUUUGUUUCCUCUCCAUGUCUAUGUGCAUCCAACCAAAGUAUUAAACUGGUGUACAAAUAACAGAUUUUUGCAGCUGUCACAAACUCCACUCAGCUUCAGUUCAUAACUUGCUCUGGUUUCAGGUGUUGUACACUUUCUGUUGUAACAUCAGCAUCUAGACAACUCACAGCUUGUCUCUGAUCGGGCUUUCUUGUUUUGUUCAAUAUGACAGUGUAUGAUCUACAGUUAAGUCAAGCUUUUUGUUCUUGAUUUCCAUUCAGAUUUUGUAAAUAUGAUGAGCUUUUGUUUUGAUUUUUAAAUUAUUAUGCAUCAUAUACAGAUAAAUGUUAUAACAGA
This is a messenger RNA of Micropterus dolomieu (smallmouth bass), 2121 nucleotides long. Its product is annotated as ATP-sensitive inward rectifier potassium channel 12-like. The transcript has 2 exons. Gene Ontology annotation, cellular component: plasma membrane. Gene Ontology annotation, biological process: regulation of monoatomic ion transmembrane transport; potassium ion import across plasma membrane. Gene Ontology annotation, molecular function: inward rectifier potassium channel activity. Lineage: Eukaryota; Metazoa; Chordata; Actinopteri; Centrarchiformes; Centrarchidae. The record is from RefSeq and is a predicted model, not a curated record. The coding region runs from base 40 to 1761 and encodes 573 amino acids.